GCCCAACAAGCGGGCGUCCCGAUGCCGACAUAUGGGAUGCCGCCUCCGGACUUUGCACUGCCAAUGCCAAUGUUGGCGCCUCCACCUCCGCCUCCGCCUACGUCACAAUUCCCUAUGGGAUUUCAGACACCACCCGCUUCAGUUGCCGCACCUGGAGAUGGGUCUGGGCAAGACGACACAACACAUUCGUGGGUCAACAACCUAUUCAACACGCAGAGUCCAGCCGGAGGAGGUGGCUACUCGAACCAUCCAGACGAUGGAUAUGAUUGAUGUGUCGUGAUGUUUAUUUAUGAAACACUUUGCAACACUUGUUUGUGAGACACAAUUUCAGUUUGCAACAACCGUCGAACCUAUAUGUUGAUGUUAAAUUUGUGAAUGUUAUUAUUUAUGUGAGAAUAUUUGUGAUUGUGA
Messenger RNA from Zea mays, 411 nucleotides. Its product is annotated as LOB domain-containing protein 13-like. The record is from RefSeq and is a predicted model, not a curated record. NCBI's taxonomy places the organism in Eukaryota, Viridiplantae, Streptophyta, Magnoliopsida, Poales, Poaceae. The transcript has 2 exons. The coding region runs from base 22 to 270 and encodes 82 amino acids.